AUGGCGGAACAGAAACCUAUCCUAGGGCUUGGCGCCAAGUACAACAUAACCUGGCAGCAAACGAUGCUGCGUAUUUAUGACCCGAAGGAAACGGUCGCCUUUUACGAAAAGAACUUUGGGAUGAUAAACAUCCACACGUACCAUUUUGAUGAGUACAACUUCUCCCUGUACUUUAUGAUUACACCUCCGUAUGACGAAGAGGAAAGGAAGAAAAUCCCGCCACCAAAUACAAUCGAGUCGGAGAAAUACCUUUGGCACUUAAAGACCGUGGCCCUAGAAUUAACCCAUAAUCAUAACAGUACGGAAAAGCUAAGCAACGGAAACAAUGAUAAUGAUAGGGGAUUUGGACACAUCGCUUUUAAUUGCCAUAAUGUGGUAGAACUUUGUGAUUACCUUUUUAAAGAGAAAAAAGUAAAUUUUCACAAAUUACCUCAUGAAACGAAAAUGAAAAGUAUUGGCUUUGCACUCGACCCGAAUAACUACUGGAUUGAAAUAGUUAAGCGAUCCAGUGAAGUCAAAUGGAAAAACAAUAAAGAAAUUACAAACUUCUCACAAACCAUGAUUAGGGUUAAGGAUCCUGAAAAAAGCUUAUAUUUCUACUUACACAUAUUGGGUAUGAAAUUAGUGCACAUUAAACAUGCCUCGGAUUUCUCUCUAUACUUUUUAAAGUCCCCCUAUUUGGAAAAUAAAAAAGGUGCAGAUGUUUCCACAGAAGAGGAAAAGAACAAGGGUUACUUCAAUUUUGAAGAGCUAAAGAACAAGUACCAAUCUGAUGAAGAUUAUGAAAAUUUCAAAACAUCGUGGGAACCUGUCCUGGAACUUACCCACAAUCAUGGGACAGAAAGUGACGACAAAUUUGCGUACCAUAAUGGGAACACCGAGCCCAGAGGAUUCGGCCACAUUGGCUUUUUGGUCGACGAUUUGGUAAACUACUGCCAGGAGUUAGAAAAACUGGGUGUUCCUUUUAAGAAAAAGUUACACGAGGGGCAAAUGAACAACAUCGCUUUUGUGUACGACCCUGAUAAUUACCUGGUCGAGUUGAUUCAGAGGGGCACGACAUUUGGUCGCAACUGA
Plasmodium fragile is the source of this 1074-nucleotide messenger RNA. RefSeq names its product lactoylglutathione lyase. The transcript has a single exon. Gene Ontology annotation, molecular function: lactoylglutathione lyase activity; metal ion binding. The coding region runs from base 1 to 1074 and encodes 357 amino acids. The record is from RefSeq and is a predicted model, not a curated record. Lineage: Eukaryota; Apicomplexa; Aconoidasida; Haemosporida; Plasmodiidae.